Molecule: messenger RNA, 3761 nt
Organism: Geodia barretti
Lineage: Eukaryota; Metazoa; Porifera; Demospongiae; Tetractinellida; Geodiidae
Source: the annotation of a GenBank genome assembly
CAGCACAAUAGAACGGGGGAAAACGUGGUGUGCAACUGGGACCAUUACUACUGCCAUGAAGGAGAGGUUCACUACUAUAGACGUGUUCUCGGUCCUCCAGGACCUCCGCGAGAGUUUGAUAGGAAUGAGGGUGGCCAAUGUGUAUGAUGUCGACCACAAGACCUACCUCAUCAAACUGGCCAAACCGGACGUGAAGAAAGUGCUCCUGUUUGAGUCGGGGUGCCGGAUACACACCACAGAGUUCGAGUGGCCCAAGAGCAUGCAGCCGUCAGGGUUCAGCAUGAAGUUGAGGAAGCACCUGCGGACCAGGCGACUGGUGGCCAUAUCACAGCUGGGAGUAGACAGAGUCCUGGAUCUCCAGUUUGGCUCCGAGCAGGCCGCCUACCACCUCAUUAUCGAGCUCUAUGACAGGGGCAAUGUAAUCCUGACGGACUGUGACUAUCUAAUCCUCAGUCUCCUCAGAACCAGAACCGAUGCUGAUGCCGACGUUAGGUUUGCAGUCAGAGAGACAUUCUCCCAGGACACCGUCAAGAGAGAGCAGCCCUUGCCCUCCAGACAGCAGUUGGAGCAGGCUCUCUCUGCAGCCAAGAAAGGGGAACAGCUGAAACAUGUGCUCAAUCCUCACUUUGGUAAGUGUGCCUUGAUGAUUAUUACUGUAUGCUCCAUGUAGUUCAGCCUAGUGUGUCCUGAGUCCCCUUAUUGAGUGUAUGGAGCUGCUCUGUUGUCUCACUGUCUUCUCGGAGCUGGCAUCAAAGACACUGCCAAGAUUGGCUCUGGCUUCUAUCUCGAAACAGACAUAGAGAAAGUGAUGGCAGCCGUGGAAGAGGCUGACCAGCUCUUCAGAAAUCUGAGAGACUGCCAGAGCAAGGGGAUUGUGAUACAGAGAAGAGAAGACCGGCCGCAGGUUGCCGGACAACAACCUGGAGGAGCAGAGGAGGAGGGGGAGCCCCUAAUGACGUAGGGCAAUAAUUUACCUCCGCCCCCUUACUUCCUUCCCACUUGCUCUUUAUUCCAAUAGAAAUGUUGAGUUUCAUCCUAUGCUGUUUCGGCAGCAUGCAACAUGCCCAUACAAAGAAUUCCCAACACUCAGCAAGGCUGUUGAUGAGUUUUUCUCAGCACGGACCAGCCAGAAGCAGGACAUCAAAGCUUUGAACGUGCAAAAGACAGCAGUCAAAAAGCUGGAGAAUGUCAAGAGAGACCACAUGAAGAGAAUUGACGAACUUCAGAAGAAGCAGGAACAAGACAGGUACAAAGCUCAACUGAUAGAGUACAACAUUGACCUGGUCGAGAGAGCCAGCACCGUCAUCCGUAGCGCCGUCGCCAACGCCAUGGACUGGGGCGACGUCGAACUCCUCGUUAGAGAUGCUCAGGCCAGGGGCGACCCCGUUGCCUUGGCGAUUCACAGCCUGAAACUAGCCUCUAACGAAGUUACUCUGUUAUUGAGGGAACCAACAGGGGAGGUGGAGGAGGAGGAGGGCGAGGUGGAGGUUGGGGAAGUGAAGAGUAAAAAGAAGAAGCAGUUGAAGGGGACGAAAAUUGAUAUUGACCUAGGAAUGUCUGCCUUCUCCAAUGCCAGAAGGUACUAUGAGCAUAAGAAAAGUGCAUUCAAGAAAGAGCAGAAGACUAUUGCAGCCUCGGAAAAGGCCCUCAAGUCAGCUGAGAAGAAGACAAAACAGACACUGAAAGAUGCCUCCACCAUUGCCAAGAUCAAGAAAGCCAGGAAGAUCCACUGGUUUGAGAAGUUCUACUGGUUCAUCAGCUCUGAGAAUUUCCUGGUGAUUGGUGGGCGGGACCAGCAGCAGAACGAACAGGUGGUCAAACGCUACCUCACCGAAGGAGAUCUGUAUGUUCAUGCUGAUCUGCGCGGAGCUCCAAGUGUCAUCAUAAAGAACACUGGAGGUGGGCCGGUGCCUCCGCGGACUCUGACAGAGGCUGGUAGUAUGGCGGUGUGCUACAGCUCUGCCUGGGAGGCUCGUAUCGUGACCUCCGCUUGGUGGGUGCACAGUCACCAGGUCUCGAAAACUGCUCCUUCAGGAGAAUACCUGACUACUGGUAGCUUCAUGAUCAGAGGACGGAAGAACUUUCUCCCUCCCUGUGACCUGACCAUGGGGUUUGGGUUCCUGUUCAAAGUGGACGAGAUGUGCAUUCAUCUUCACCUGCACGAGAGGCAGAUUGCCACAGACGACCAGCCUUCUCUGGAAAGUGAGUCGGUGAGUGGGCUGAGUCAGCAGGUCUCAGAAGAGGAGGAGGUGCUGGAGGUAGAGGAGGACACCGCUGAUCAAGAGGAGGAAGAGGAGGAGGAAGUGGAUUCAGUUCUACCAGACACUACCAUCACCCUGUCCCACAUCGGAGGAGACACGUUUGAACUGAAGCGAUGGGUGAGUGAGACGUCAACUGUCAGUCUGGAGUCAGAGAGGGAGAGGGUCCAGAGGGAGCUGGAGGAGACAGCAGCGGAGGAAGGGAGGAGGCACCAGCACAUCUCGGCCAAGCAGAGAAGGGAUAUGAAAAGACAGGAUUCGCAACCAACUGACAGAGGGGAGGCCCCUGCCCCCCAUCCUAAUCCUCCUCCAACUCAGUCCAAGAAGAAGAAACAGCAAAUGCAGACACAACAGCCACCAGUUCAGGUCAAGAGAGGCCAAAAGGCAAAGCAGAAGAAGAUGAGGGACAAGUAUGGCGACCAGGACGAGGAGGAGAGAGAGCUGAGGAUGAAAAUUCUCGCGUCUGGUCAACCGUCCAAACAACAGCCGCAACAGCAAUCUCAGCAAAAGGGUGGAAGGAAAGGCCAGAAGAACCGAAACGCACCGACCAACCCCAAACACAAGUACCACCAGAAGUCCCGAGGAAAAGAUCAGCUCUCGGCGAUAUCAGAUGUUCCCCGUCGCAAGCAACUGGACCCGCAGUUUGUGUCCACUACAUCUGUUCCCGCUGAGGGAACGGAUGUGGUGGGGGAGGGGGGAGAAAAUUUAGGCCCCCUGGUAGUUGUAGGGGAACCAGAUAUUGUGGUGGAGGAUGUGGAGACUGUUGAUGGUGCGGCUGCUGGUGUAGAGGAAGAGGAGGAGGAGGAGGAAGAGGAGGGGGAAGACGGACAAGAGGAAAGUGAAGAUGGAAAAGAGGGUGGUGCGGAAGUUGGAGGAAAAGAGGAAAAGGAAGAAAGUGCGAGUGAAGGGACAGAGAAAUCAAAGGGCAAAGAAGAGGAGAAAAUUGUCCCGGUUGAUUUGUCCUCUGCUGAUGUAGCUACUGCUGCUACUAAUGGAGCCACUGCUACCACUGAUGACUCACUGGAGAGGGAGUACGAGGGCAAUGGAGAGGAUUCAGACGAGGAAGAGAAGAAAGCGAUACUGGCAGAUGAAAAUAUCCAUCAACUCGAUGACACGGAGAAGGACCAGUUGUCAAUACUGGAUUCCUUCACGGGAUCUCCCGUACCAGAGGACAUUAUGAUCUACGCCAUUCCAGUUUGUGCACCAUACACUGCAGUCACCAGCUACAAGUACAGAGUCAAGUUAGUCCCAGGGACAAACAAGAGAGGGAAAGCUGCCAGAGCAGCUCUUCACAGAUUCAUUCAGUCCAGAGAUUCGUCCCAGAGAGAAAAAGAUCUACUGAAGAGUGUCAAAGACAACGAUCUGUCUCGAUAUAUCCCGGGGAAGGUUAAGAUAUCCAUACCACAGUCACAAGGACAGAGACGUACACACAAAUAGUAUAGCAUCGCCCCCAUUUGUUUCUCUUAUUACGAUUCCUUCUCACGUGGUUCUCUUAUGGUACCC